Molecule: messenger RNA, 1337 nt
Organism: Drosophila biarmipes
Lineage: Eukaryota; Metazoa; Arthropoda; Insecta; Diptera; Drosophilidae
Product: mucin-5AC
Exons: 3
Coding region: 1-1254 (417 amino acids)
Biological process (GO): multicellular organism development; cell differentiation
Molecular function (GO): protein binding
Source: RefSeq, a predicted model, not a curated record
AUGCAUUCGCAGCAGAGACGCACAGUCACCAGCAUUAAGGCUAUUACCAUGAUCUUGAUCCUCCUCCAAGUUCUCGGACUCCUGGGCGACGGUGCGGCCGCCCAGAAGUACUCGCCCAUCGCCAACUGGCACAUGGGAGAUCCGCACUACACGAGUGACCAGUACGCCAAGAUCCUGGGCGAGGCGGGACUGGGUCAGGACUCCGACGAGAAGGGCAGCAAGGGCCUGGGCGCCAUGCAGAUCCAGUACGUGGACUACCAGCCCAACUGCCAGCCAGGCGGAGUGCCCGUCUGCGCCACCAACGGAACCGAUAGCUUCUACUUCGAGAACAACUGCCGCCUGGAGGCGGCCAACAUCAAGAUGCUCUUCCAGUACGGCACAGAGCUUGAGCCCACGGAGAUGGAGCGAUGUCUGCCCACCUGCCAGACGAUGAAGUGCACCCAGGUGGAGCGACCAGUGUGCGCGCUGGCCGAGAUCGGAGGAGCCCUGCCCCAAACCUUCGCCAACGAGUGCGAGAUGCGGCGUCGCGAGUGUCAUACAAAACAAGUCCUGCGAGUCCUGCACGAGGGUCCUUGCCAAGCUCCCACAAAAAGCGGUCGCAAGAAGAAGCUGCGCCGCAACAAAAAUAAGCGACCCACCAAGGCCUCAGCCAUCUCGAAGUUCGAAAAAAAUCCAAAGAAGGUAUAUCUGAUGCUGGCCACUCCGGCUCCUUGGAGUGCCACCACCACGCCAAGGAUGCCCACCACCAGCACAACCAUCAGGAUCACCACGACUCCCAGGAUGAGGCCCACGAAAAUGACCAGCACAAGUCCCUCGCCCAUGCAGUUCCAGCAGCUGAUGAGCCUGGCCAGUCCCAUGGUCUCCGUUUCCCGGGCAGUGGAUGCCUACAAUGUGUACAACAUACCCGAUGUGGGUCACGAUUACGGCGAGAUAACCGACUCCUCGCUCUCGAUGUUCUUGCCAGAAGUGGGUCGUGUCACGGAGCCCUAUUCCCCAAGAGAAAGCAGCACCACCAGUACCACCAGCUCCACUAGCACCACACCCGAACCAGCUUUGACCACCAGCGCAAAGGAAUUUAGGAUCACAUCUUCUCCGCGCACCACCACCCUCAAGAGUUACUCCACCACACUGAUGUCCAGCACCACUGAGAUGAGCCAAGGAACCACGUCGGAGGAUUCGAAGGCCCUAACCCAGGCUAUGGGCACCACCCAGCAAUUCAUUUCCUCGACAACUCCCCAGCCGAAGGCUCUUUGAUUGAAGAUUGCGGCUUCUUCAAAUUCAGCUGCUUAAUAUUUAUUAAAACUAUUUAUAUAGCUGUUUAAGAUGAACAAUAAAAA